AUGACCUCCUAUGACCGUCAUGCCUCCCACGACUCCCCCUACCGUACCGGGCGACACGUCCCUCUCAGCCAAAGUCGCCACGAGCCGCUCACAUCUGUCGCAACCAGCGCAAUUGAGUCUCGCCCAGACCUCUCCAACCCAUACGAUGACGAGCCCACAAAAGGAUCUGCAAGUGCACAAGCAUCCGAGUGGAAUGGCUCGCCCGAUGGCUUGGGCUCUCCCACCCAUCCCUAUUCACCAGGGAUGAGAUCGGUGGCAUCCCAGAAGAGACGAUCGAACGACCAAGGUGAGGGUGCACCAGAAAUCCAGAUGCAAAGUUUCCACGACGGAGCACCGCCGCCGCCGCCGGUCGCUCACUCCUGGAGGAAGAUCGAACGCUGGUUAGAACAUAAUUAUGAGGAGCUUCUUGACCAGCUCGGUGAAGGAUGUACUCAGAACGAUAUUAACGAAUUGGAGCACGAACUUGACUGCAGUCUGCCAUUAGAGGUGCGGGAAUCGUUAAUGUUCCAUGACGGCCAAGAACGUGGUGGCCUACCCACCGGUGUUAUCUUCAGCGCCAUGCUGCUCGACUGCGAAGAGAUCGUCCAGGAAUGGCGGAACUGGAAAAAGGUCAAUGAUGAAUAUCUCAGCAACGCUACUAUGAUGCAAAACCCCCCCGCACCCAGCUCUGCAGCAAGCUCCUCCGCGGCGGGUCCGUCUCAGCAGGCCUCGUCCACAAUGUGGCAAUCAGACCUGCUCGACCGCCAGGACUCCCAGCCUCCCGGUGCAGUUCAGAAAUCCUACGCACAUCCCGCUUGGAUUCCCCUCGCCCGUGAUUGGGGCGGUAACAACCUGGCCAUCGAUCUGGCACCCGGCCCUGCUGGAAAAUGGGGCCAGGUGAUUAUUUUCGGCCGGGAUUAUGACUGUAAAUACGUGGUUGCCCGGUCAUGGGCUGGGUUCCUCGCGACUCUCGCCGACGAUCUGUGCAGUGGCCACGUCAUUGUCGACGAGGAGACGGAUGAGCUGAAAUUGAAGCAAUUCAAGGCCCAAAAUGUGGAGCCCCCAUACCUGGAUAUUCUGCGCUGGAGGACUGAUCAGAAGUAUGGCCGCCGUGCACCUCGCCGGAAGGGCCCUGUACCUAAUGGUCUGGGUGUGAGCGCUGCAGGCAACCGGUCCAGCAGUCGCGAGUCUCCCUACGGCAGCCCCACGCGCGCUGAAGAACGCGGCCGUUCGCCACACCGUUUCUCCAAGGGCGGAAAUUCCCAGAGCCCCAAGACGCCAUUUGGCGUGUCCAGCCCUCUUGCACGCGUGACUGAGGAGACAACAAGUCCCGUUGUCAGUGCAGGACCCACAAUCUCCGAAGAUACCAAGGAAAACGGCAAGGAGCCUCAGACUGAAGAUCUUAUGGAAGUUGUAACCCCGCAAAUCUCCAAUAAGGAGAAUGAAGGGUUCCCCAUGCCUAAUGAACUCAAGGAAUCCGACAAGGCCGAGAAAACCGAGAAAACCGACUCUGCGGAAUCCUCAACCGCCAUUGAGUCGGAGGUCCUCGGCGAAAUGAAGAACGUGGCUAUUUAA
Penicillium egyptiacum is the source of this 1554-nucleotide messenger RNA. The record is from the annotation of a GenBank genome assembly. NCBI's taxonomy places the organism in Eukaryota, Fungi, Ascomycota, Eurotiomycetes, Eurotiales, Aspergillaceae.